Messenger RNA from Gongylonema pulchrum, 291 nucleotides. The record is from the annotation of a GenBank genome assembly. NCBI's taxonomy places the organism in Eukaryota, Metazoa, Nematoda, Chromadorea, Rhabditida, Gongylonematidae.
AUGUCAAUUAGUCCCGUAUUUCAGUCUUUCAACAACAACGCAAAUUCAAUAAGCAGUGGGUGCGGCAGCGGUAACUGUUUCCCGUGGGGAAGUAUCGGUGGUGGUGGUGGUGGAAUGAUGCCCGGUCCUGGCGGAAUGCCGCCUGGUCCUGGUGGAAUGUUGCCCGGAGGUGGGAGGCCACCAGCCGGUGGAAUUUGGGGUGGUGGUGGCGGCGGAAGGCCAAUGGGUGGUUGUGGCCCCUGUGGCUACGGACCGUACGUUGGCGCCAAUUUUGCUGCAAAAAGACCGUAA